AUGGCGCAACAAGGUUCAUCACAAAUGCGUCCACAAGGCACUUCCAGCGUCACCCAGACCACCACAGAAACCAGCGCGUCUCCCAUACUUCAUCUCAGACCAUCUAAGCGCAAACUGAAGAAAAAACCUCUGGUCAGAUGGACAGAAGACACUGUAGAUAAUGAGCAUAUGAACAAGAAAAAGACCAAAAUUUGCUGUAUUUUCCAUCCGCAGCGCCAGUUUGACGACGGGUCGUCGUGUGAAUCUUGUUCUUCAAGUGACUCGUCGAGCGAUGGCUCUGACACCGAGGAUUCAAAACCCAAUGCUUACGAGCACCAGCCCCACUACAAAAACCAGUCCAAAGUACCUCAAUAA
Messenger RNA from Meyerozyma guilliermondii ATCC 6260, 354 nucleotides. RefSeq names its product type 1 protein phosphatase-activating protein YPI1. The transcript has a single exon. The record is from RefSeq and is a predicted model, not a curated record. Lineage: Eukaryota; Fungi; Ascomycota; Pichiomycetes; Serinales; Debaryomycetaceae. Bases 1 to 354 code for a protein of 117 amino acids. Gene Ontology annotation, cellular component: nucleus. Gene Ontology annotation, molecular function: protein serine/threonine phosphatase inhibitor activity; protein phosphatase 1 binding.